Molecule: messenger RNA, 1213 nt
Organism: Nezara viridula (southern green stink bug)
Lineage: Eukaryota; Metazoa; Arthropoda; Insecta; Hemiptera; Pentatomidae
Source: the annotation of a GenBank genome assembly
AUGGGUCCCUGGAGUGGCCCCCUUUGUCGGCCGCCGAUAUCUCGGCACAGGUGUCGGCCGCCACCUCAUUCCUGCCGGCGGGCCUAUACUUAUGCUAUCGCUGUCAGGUGGACGUUCUGGCCCAGGGGCAGCGACGAUUUGAUUCAACGCACCGGGGAGCCCGCCCUGCAACUGCCGCCAGCAUCUGCCGGCGGGGGUGUCUUCUGCGGCCCGGGUCGGAGGUCGCAGGGUGGAGCGGAUUGUGGACCCCGUUCGCUAAGAGCUCGCAGUAGCGACCAUAAAGGAGACCCAGCUGACUGAAACAAAUCUGAUCGAAGACAAGCUAUCACUUUUUAUUUUCGCACUCCAAGGCCGGCCACGUGUUCACGCAGUUAGUUUCUUUUUCCAUCCUCAGGCGAUGUCAUUUAUCAACUGGAGCAAGUUCACGGCCGUUUGUCUCUACAUCUCCUCUCCGAUUCUGCCCAUCUUCCUUCUUAUCAGGAAAUGUCUGGACUUGGAAUAAAUAUUCAACAUCUAAUAUUUUUUUUUUCGUUCGACAUGUCACAACAGGAGGCUCAUACAUUAUGCAAUAGAAAAGGAUAAAACGAGAUUCGAAUUAUCGGAGUACUGAACCCUCCGAAGUCAUCACCCCCUUCAUAAACGAGGAGGCAAACAGUCGUUUACAUUUAUGGGAUGCGAUAGCACAGUAAACAAUAUACUAAAAUCGUUUUAUUAUUUCUUAUUCAUUAGGAAGAUAGUCAUAUAUUUAACUAAAUAUAUAAAUUUUUUUUUUUUGUUAGCAUUACAGAUCUUGUAGAUCGUUUCCCGACUUAACAAGCCUGCUCCAUCUCUACCUAUUUUGGGCUAUUUCUUUCCAUUUAUCUGCACUCAGCUCUAUGGCAUCAUUGUUGAUUCUAUCUAUCAAUCUGCUUUUUGGCUUUUCGAGUGGUCUUUUGCCUUCUAUAAAGCCAUUCAUUGUUAAAGUCUUCCAGAUGGAUUGCUCCAAGCUACAUACUGCAUCCAUCUUAACCUCCGUGUCAUCAAACAUUGAUUGAUCAGUUUCAGUAAGCAGCUCCUUAUUUUUCUUAUUCAUCUGUAAUCUGAUCCCAGAUCACUCUGGUUAUCGUGCGGAGUAUUUUUCUCUCAAAUCUUUAAAUAACUUUUUCCAGAGAGCUGGUUAGUGUCCAGAUCUCACAGCCAUAUAUUAGCAUUGUAUAUACUUUUUUUUUUUUUU